Messenger RNA from Sphaerulina musiva SO2202, 2284 nucleotides. RefSeq lists its product as uncharacterized. NCBI's taxonomy places the organism in Eukaryota, Fungi, Ascomycota, Dothideomycetes, Mycosphaerellales, Mycosphaerellaceae. The record is from RefSeq and is a predicted model, not a curated record. The coding region runs from base 419 to 2047 and encodes 542 amino acids. The transcript has a single exon.
GCCGACUUGUGCCUUGGCGACUCACCUCCCAGAGCCUAGCGAACUCUUGCAAAACGGCCAUGUCGUUCAGCAUGGAUCGCCAUGUCUUGAGCGCCUGAUAAGGCGUGCAAGCGAAGCGCACUGAUUCCCUUCUUUGUUCUUCUACGUCGUCGUUUUAUUUACAUGGUCGAGCGCGUGUUGUGUGCCACCACCACCACCACCACCACCACACACUCCCACUAAGGUAUCUAGAUACCUCUACCGCCCAUCACCGCCGCCAUCACCACCACUGCCGCCACCACGACGACGCUCCAGGCCUCGUGAAGCGGGCGUACAGAUCAGGUACUGUACGCUACGGUACAUACGACACCGCAUCCGAGAACAAACGAAGCCGCUUGGGCGUCACGGCUACGCAAACACCGGUGGAACGGCGAACAAGAUGGACUUCAUGAUAUGGCAGGCAUUCGUGCUGUUAUUUUUGGCUUGGACGGCGACUGCUCAACUGAUCCUCUCUCCGAGCAACACCACCACCACCGAUCCCGCCUACCAUUCUGGUGCCGUCCAGGUCGCAAUCUGGCAUCAGCCGACCGCUUCUCCUGUAGCUGCCUUUCUGGUGACCGCGUUGACGCAGGCUGCUGCAGACAACAUCCCAUCUGCAGGUCUGAGCGGCCAUACAUUCGUGGUCAAUGCGAACAACCAGCUCACAGUCGAGUCAACCGAUGUCGCACUCAUCGAUUGUGAUCCCUCGUCUGGCAAUAUCGGCCCAGAGUACAUCUUCAAUACCGCCACGACCAGAAGGGCGCUCGCCAUCAUCUUGUACUCUACCACUGCGCAAACUUGCCACGGUUCGGGCUUCGGCACUUAUGCGAACGUGUAUACUAUGAAGAGCUUGGAGAACUCGCAAUCGCUCAUGGCAGCAGUUGAUACCGAUACGGCCUAUGCAUCGCUGAUGUCGAGGGACGCCGUCAGUGGCAACGGCACCUCACCUGGCGGUACCACCAAUGGCCAGAACCCGAGCCCUCUGGGGCCUUCGCCGAGCACUGCUGUUGCCAUGAUCAUUCUGUACUCCAUCACCGGCGUGAUCACUGCGCUAUUCCUUUGCAUCAUUAUCACGGGCGCCGUGCGAGCGCACCGACACCCAGAACGAUAUGGGCCACGCAACUUGGCUGGUCGUCCACGACAGACACGAGCACGUGGUCUCGCUCGAGCCAUGUUGGACUCUCUGCCCAUUGUCAAGGUGGGUGAUCGCACUGAUCAUCCGGCCAAACCCACGGAAGUAGAACUCGAAAGUGGCCAGCACGGCCAAGUGGAGUCUGUUGGCGAUCGAACCACGACUCCUACGGCACCUGCUACUGCUGCUGCUACGACUGCCUCGCCGGAUGGCGAGACUCCACGCAAUGGCACGUCUACUGAGGAUGCGGCAUUGAAAACAACGGGCAGUGGCAUCGCCGCCGCUGCAGCCGCCACCGGGCGCAGCUCCACAAAUGCCGAAGAAGAAUCGAAACAAGGCUGUAGCAUUUGUACGGAGGACUUCAACGUGGGAGAGGAUCAGCGUGUACUGCCAUGCGACCACCGAUUCCACCCCGAAUGCAUAGAUCCAUGGCUCUUGAAUGUCAGCGGUACAUGUCCUCUCUGUCGAAUUGACCUACGCCCAGCCGACAACCCGGAAGAUGCAGCCGAGGUUGACGAGCAUGGAAACCCGAUAGCCUCUUCGGAUAGACUUGCGCCUCCACUCGAUCAUGCAGAGGGUAGCCGCGCCGCGCGGGUGAGAAGGAGUAUAAUGGUCGGUAUCCUGGGCUCGCCUCGACCGGAGAGAAUGUCGAGAGAAGAGCGCGUCAGCGCGCUAAGAAGAUAUCGCGAGAGUACGUCCGCAAGAGGAGCUGAGCAGGCACAGGGAUCCUCCAGCGAUAUUGGUGAACCAGAAGAAGAAACUAGCAGACGAAGACGAUUGAGAGAUCUGUUCAGGAUUAGGACGAGAAGAACUGGAGAGCCAGAGACGGUGCGCGAAGAGCCUGCGAGUCAGGUGGCAGCGAGUUCUGUACCUUCGACUGAGGCAAGGACCUCAUAAGGUUUGGUCAUAUGAGGGCGUUUUCAUGGACGGCGACAUUGAGCCGAUUGUGUGCAUAUUUGCAACAUGGAUUUUGGGACGUGAAAAAAUUUGUACAUGAUGUAACGGGUUAUGAUGAGCAUGUAUGAUGUUACAUAGCAUGGGCGAUGCGGGCAUAGGUUGGAAAGUUCGCAAUGCUACGGAAUGGGAUGAGGACGUCACACAACGAGUGCAAAACUUGAUGAAAGAAUAGAACCA